Acipenser ruthenus (sterlet) is the source of this 4648-nucleotide messenger RNA. RefSeq names its product ecto-NOX disulfide-thiol exchanger 2-like. Bases 309 to 2417 code for a protein of 702 amino acids. Lineage: Eukaryota; Metazoa; Chordata; Actinopteri; Acipenseriformes; Acipenseridae. The record is from RefSeq and is a predicted model, not a curated record. Gene Ontology annotation, biological process: ultradian rhythm. Gene Ontology annotation, molecular function: RNA binding; protein-disulfide reductase activity. The transcript is spliced from 17 exons. Gene Ontology annotation, cellular component: plasma membrane; external side of plasma membrane.
GCCUCUCUUUGUUGGUGGCGAUAUUGUUGUCUGCUUGGUUGGUAACCAGGAGGAAAUGCGGAGCUGAGGGGAUUUAAAACGUUCCGUUUCAGCAUUCCACUGACAAGUUGUUUGACAAUAUCAGUGGAAGGUGUCUGAUUGUAGCAGCUCCCUCAAUCUGGAAUGUCAUGGAGAUACCAGAACAAGAAACUGAGUGAAGUUUGAACAUGUGCUUUAGUAAGGAUCUUGUCUUCUCAAAACAGCCCAAUCUAUCAUAAACAGAAGUUCACAGCUGCUGUUCGGACACAAGGUGAAGGGCAUCACGUCUAAUGAUGUACAAGGACUACAGAGCAGGAAGAGCUGGAGGACUAAACCCGCUGCCCUUUGACCCUUCGACUAACAAUGAACCUCUACAGUUUAACAACUGUAAUGGACCCCUGGUCACGGAGUGCCCUGUAGAGAAUGGGGCUGAGAACAGCAAGAAACGAAAGAGACCCAACCUUCCUCCAGAAGGAAUCCGGAAUAUGGCAAUGGACUCGAGCCCAAUGGGAAUGCCAAUGUCGGACCCAGGAGCCUGGGCAACAGCCAUGAACAACCUGGGCAUGGCUCCAAUGGGCAUGACUGGACAACCUCUCAUGUCAGACUUCGACCCUGGCCUUGGGAUGAUGACUGGGAUUGCUCCAAUGAACCCCAUGAUGCCUGGACUAGGAGUCUCACAGGAUAUGCCAGUUGUGAAGGAGAUCAUUCACUGCAAGAGCUGCACCCUUUUCCCUUCAAACCCAAACCCAGGUAUUCACGAUGGCAGGGUCUCAGUGUGCCCCUUCGUUCCUCCCGCAGAUCUGCCCCCCCCUGCCACCAGACAGAGGCCCCCUGGCUGCAAGACUGUGUUUGUGGGGGGCUUGCCUGAAAACGCUACAGAGCAACUCAUUGUGGAGGUGUUUGAGCAAUGUGGGGAGAUCAUUGCCAUUCGCAAAAGCAAGAAAAACUUCUGUCACAUUCGCUUUGCCGAGGAAUACACAGUAGACAAGGCCCUCUUCCUGUCAGGCUACCGGAUCAGACUAGGUUCCAGCACUGACAAGAAGGACACGGGGCGCCUCCACGUGGACUUUGCACAGGCACGGGACGACUUCUACGAGUGGGAGUGCCGGCAGCGCAUGCUGGCGCGUGAGGAGAGGCACCGCCGGCGGAUAGAGGAGGACCUGAUGAGGCCACCCUCCCCCCCACCAAUUGUUCACUACUCCGAGCAUGAGUGUGGACAGCUCGGGGAGAUGAUCAAAGAUGACUCCAAGUUUCCUGAAGUGAUUCGCAUCCUGCUGACAUGGGUGGAGCGGGGGGAGGUGAACCGGCGCAAUGCCAACAACUUCUACUCCAUGAUCCAGUCCGCCAACAGCCACAUCCGCCGCCUCAUGAACGAGAAGGCCGCGCACGAGAAAGAGAUGGAGGAGGCCAAGGAGAAGUUCAUGAACGCCCUGUCUGGGAUCCUGGUGCAAUUUGAGCAGAUUGUGUCUGUAUUCCACGCUUCUGCCAAACAAAAGGCAUGGGACCAUUUCUCGAAAGCCCAGCGCAAGAACCUGGACAUGUGGCGCAAGCAAGCAGAGGAAAUCCGGAAUAUCCACAAUGAGGAGCUGAUGGGGAUCCGGAGGGAGGAGGAGAUGGAGAUGUCCGACGAUGACAUGGAGGACCCACCUGAAAACAGGGAUGCCGAUGAGACUGGCCUGGCAGCUCAGGCGGAGGCACUGAAGGAGGAGAACGACAGUCUGCGCUGCCAGCUAGACGCCUAUAGGAAUGAGGUGGAGCUGCUGAAGCAGGAGCAGGGCAAGGCUCAGCCCCCGCGCACAGAGGAGGAGGAUGCCACCCGCCAGCAACAGCUCCGCUUCCUGCAGCAGGCAUUGCAGGGCAUGCAACAGCAACUGCUGAACACCCGAGAAGAAUUAAAGAAACAAGAGGCUGAAUUGGAGAAGACGAGAGAAGAGAAAGUGCAGCUGGAGAUCCAGCUGCAGAGUGUGAAGGAGAGGGUGGAUCAGCCCUCACUGUUACCUAAACAGCCAAUCCAGCAGGAGACGACAGACACAGAUGACAGAGGGAGCGACGAGAGCGCUGAUCAAGGAAAUCAGGACAGCACUGUUUUAGAAGUUGCUUCUGCAAGUCAAGAGAAGGAAAACCAACCAGAGAAGGGUCCAUCCAGCCCAGUAAAGUCUGAGAGAGAGGCCCUGCUUGUGGGAAUAAUCUCUACGUUUCUCCACGUCCAUCCCUUUGGAGCCAGCAUUGAGUACAUCUGCUCUUAUUUGCAGCGUCUGGACACCAAGAUCAGCACCACAGAAGUGGAAACCCUGCUGGGCCGCCUGCCAAACACAUUCCGGCAAGAGAUCUCAGGCGUGGGGGCAAGCCUAGAGAAGAGGUGGAAGUUCUGUGGCUUCCAGGGGAUUAAAAUGACUUAGAUGUUAGUGGUUAGAUUUGUGUCCCACAAAGAAAUGAACUGGGCCCAAGGGGAUUUGAUUCUGGUGGUCAGAGAGACUCGCUUCAAAUUGCCUUGGCUCAGCAGUGAUGCUAGAGGCCCGCUUCACUCCCAGGCAGGUUGCUAUAGUGACAGUAGUGUCUGUGCCUUGCAGACAGCCCUGUUUGUGUUUGAGAGGAUGUUUAUUUCCUCAGGACUGACAAACGGGGAGAAAAAUCAGACACCACAGUUUUCUUUCUUUCUUUCUUUCUUUCUUUCUUUUUUAUUAACUUUUUAUCAUUUGAAAACAGUCAGUUGACAGGCUUAUUUUCGUAUUGUUCCUUGCUAAUAUAUGUAUAUUUUAUCUUUUUAAUGUACAUAGUGUUAACUAUGUCUGAACAGGAUGAACAGAAACAAAUAUCUGUGCUCUAUAUAUUGUAUUAAAAAAAAAAAAAAAACUGUUAACUGUUGGUUUUGUUUCUUUUUUUGUUGUUUUUGAAAUGUUCUCCUAGCAGGCAUAUACCUGAUUCUGCACAAUAGGAACUUGCCAUUUUGGGUUGGGGAUGUCUUUAUGAUUUUUUUUUUAGGCUGUACAUACAUACAUACUUUCUGAAAAGUACUGACUCCUGAGCCUGGCACAUGUCUUAUAAGAAAGGUUGAGGUAAAAAGAAGGACUAACAGUCCAUGUGGUAGCCCCACACUUUACUCACUAAUUUCCACAACCAAAACUAUCUGUCUACACUGCAGUCAAUUUCUCUAACCACAGGGCUACUCUACUUCUGAGCAUUUCGGAUGUGAUGCUCCAACUGCUGUGCCCUCUGGCUACCCUCGUUGUAUAGCACAUUGAAAAGAGAUUAAUGACUGGCUGGCUGGCUCUCUUCUCACUGCAUUUGAUUGAAAAUUGAACAAUUAUCAUGCUGCUGAUACAGUAUCUGCUGAAUAAAAUGCCCGUGUCUGCAGAUUUGGGAUGCUUCGGGUUAUCAUUUAUUAUUUCUCAUAAGAAGAGACUGUCCUUUGUGUAUCCAACCCUCCUGACUCCUACCUACAGUAGGAGAGAAAGGCUGCAAUUUAGAUUAAUGAGAACUCGCUGUACCCUUCAAGCUCCUCUGCGGGGAAAAAAGUUGCUUAAGUUCUGUAUUUGUCAUUUAUGAGCUUUGGAGAUUUUUUUUUUUUUUUUUUGCUUUGUUUCAUUCAAUACCGUCAAAAACCAAAUGUAAUAGUGUUAUUCAGAUAAGGCUUUUUCCACACUGCAGAAUAAGAUUGCAUUUGGGGGCAUUUUAAACAACCCGAAAAUGUAAUUCACUAAAACUGCUUUGUAAAAUUCAUUUUGGCAGCUAAUGUCUAUUGCAGUUGUACAGGUAAUUCGGUGGCUGUUUUAAGUGUAAAGCUCCAGUUUGUUUUUUGAUGUCAAGUAGUUUGUUGCCUGGCAAAGAGGGGGGGAAAAAUGUGUCUAAGUUUCCUUUUAAUAAAAUAUAUAAAUAUAUAUAAUUUGAACUGAACUGGAACUGCUCUUGUGAAAUGUACUUUGCAAAGAUUUGAAACAGGUUUUAGUCAACAAUGAAUCAAUGAGAUUAGAGAAACAGUAAUGUGAAAGAGUUGCCGGGUUUUAGACAAGCACAUUCAUUUGGCUAAAUCCACUUGCAGUCUAUAAAAUAGCUACCUGUGACACAAUAUACAAUGCGAUACCUCCUUUUUUAUGUCUGGCGUUUAUAGGAUUCUUUGAAGGAAUGCUGCCAUCUUAAAAUGUGAUAUUGAUUUUUCAGACAGCUUAGGGGGGGAUUGGUUAGAUGGGAGGAUAUUAUGGACUUGUAGUUAAAAACUGAUGGCUGGGAGCAAGCAGACAUGUUUAGUUGUUUAAUUUGAUCAAAUCAAAAACCCUAGUAGGCAACGAUACAAAUGUAACACACGUGUUCCAUUGGAAUGUUAUUCCAAUGGACAUUUCUAGUUUUUACUUCAUAUGCAUACUGUAGUUGGCAUUAGCUUGGUAGUGUGUUUCAUUCCCAGCAUCCCUAGUUUAGACAGAUUUACAGGUGCGCGCACACACACACGUUUACAGGUCCAGUCAGUGAGGAGACUGCUCCUGCUCAGGUGCUUUUAUCAAGUUGCGGUCCCAGUGAAAAGUCUAUAUAAAUCUUACAAAUGUUCAGAAAAGUUAUGACAAACUUUGUAAAGCCAGAGAUUAUCUGUAUUGUUGAAAAUUGUAUUUUUUAGAAAAUAAAGUAAUUUUGUUUAUGA